This is a messenger RNA of Neurospora hispaniola, 1663 nucleotides long. Its product is annotated as tubulin gamma chain. The transcript is spliced from 4 exons. Bases 247 to 1632 code for a protein of 461 amino acids. Gene Ontology annotation, cellular component: nucleus; gamma-tubulin complex; spindle. The record is from RefSeq and is a predicted model, not a curated record. Lineage: Eukaryota; Fungi; Ascomycota; Sordariomycetes; Sordariales; Sordariaceae. Gene Ontology annotation, molecular function: GTP binding; structural constituent of cytoskeleton. Gene Ontology annotation, biological process: microtubule nucleation; meiotic spindle organization; cytoplasmic microtubule organization.
GGUGAUUUCCCUUGUAGCGUUCGCAGGGGCACGGCAGCUAUGUAGGUUCCAUCUCCUCCCGUUUCUGUCGCGUCGACGCGGGAAUCUUAGCGUAGUAGGUAGCGGUGGGCAACGUGCUGCAAUCGAUGUGGGGAACUACCAGGCGUGCUCUGCUGACGUCCUUAUGUUUACCGAUGUUCCCUCCGCUUUUGUCUCAAUUGCAACAAUUUCCGCCUAGAGGUCUCGCGCCUCGUUAAUGCCACCACCAUGCCCAGAGAAAUAAUAACCAUCCAGGCCGGCCAGUGCGGCAACAGCAUCGGAAGCCAGUUCUGGCAGCAGCUUUGUCUAGAGCAUGGCAUCAGCCAAGACGGAACCAUCGAGGACUUUGCGACCGAAGGCGGCGACCGUAAAGAUGUCUUCUUUUACCAGAGCGACGAUACGCGAUACAUUCCCCGGUCCAUCCUGAUCGAUCUCGAACCCAGAGUCAUCAAUACCAUCCAGACCGGACCAUACCGGAACAUAUACAACCCAGAAAACUUCUACGUGGGCAAGAGCGGUCUUGGUGCGGGCAACAACUGGGGUGAUGGUUACCAAACAGGCGAGCAAGUACAUGAGGAGAUCAUGGAGAUGAUUGAGCGCGAAGCCGACGGCAGCGACUCCCUCGAGGGCUUCAUGAUGUUACACUCCAUCGCCGGCGGCACAGGAUCAGGCCUGGGCUCUUUCCUACUCGAGCGACUGAACGACCGCUUCCCCAAGAAGAUCAUCCAGACAUAUUCGGUAUUUCCCGACACGACCAGCGCCGGCGAUGUUGUCGUGCACCCCUACAACAGUUUACUUGCCAUGAGGAGGUUAACGCAAAACGCCGACUCGGUAGUGGUGCUUGACAACGGCGCCUUGUCACACAUUGCCGCCGACAGACUACACGUACAAGAGCCAUCCUUCCAACAGACGAACCAGCUCGUAUCGACCGUCAUGUCCGCCAGCACAACCACCCUUCGAUACCCCGGCUACAUGCACAACGACCUGGUCAGCAUUCUCGCGUCCUUGAUUCCGACUCCUCGAUGCCACUUCUUGAUGACGUCGUACACGCCCUUCACUGGCGACCAGGUAGAGCAGGCAAAGACGGUGCGCAAAACGACGGUUCUCGACGUCAUGAGACGAUUGCUGCAGCCCAAGAAUCGCAUGGUGUCUACUGUACCCGGCAAGAAGAGCUGCUACAUUUCCAUCCUGAACGUCAUCCAGGGCGACGUGGACCCAACCGAUGUGCACAAGAGUCUGCUCCGUAUUAGGGAACGUCGUCUUGCUACAUUCAUUCCCUGGGGUCCCGCUAGCAUCCAGGUGGCACUGACCAAGAGGAGUCCCUACGUGACUAUGGCACAUCGUGUCAGUGGUUUGAUGUUGGCAAACCAUACUAGUAUUGCUACGCUUUUCAAGCGUAUUGUUCGGCAGUACGAUGGUAUGCGGAAGCGCAACGCCUUUAUGGAAGCCUACAAAAAGACGGCGCCGUUUUCUGAAAACCUCAACGAGUUUGACGAAGCCAGGGAGGUCGUCAUGGACCUUAUUGCCGACUACGAGGCUGCCGAAGACGCCAAUUAUCUCAACCCCGAGCUUGGCGAAAACGCGUCGGCUGACACGGACAAGAGAAUGGCUUGAGUCUUGGCCGGACAGAUGAUGGCCAGCUGGG